This is a messenger RNA of Zea mays, 441 nucleotides long. Its product is annotated as DEAD-box ATP-dependent RNA helicase 5. The record is from RefSeq and is a predicted model, not a curated record. The transcript is spliced from 4 exons. Gene Ontology annotation, molecular function: ATP binding; nucleic acid binding. Lineage: Eukaryota; Viridiplantae; Streptophyta; Magnoliopsida; Poales; Poaceae. The coding region runs from base 1 to 441 and encodes 146 amino acids.
AUGGAUUUUAUUCACGUGCUCCAUAAACAGAUUUCAGAUGUACUUAGUGAGGCUGGUGCACCAUGUGGGAUAAAAUCAGUCUGUCUUUAUGGUGGAACUAAAAAGGAACCCCAAAUAUCUGCCCUUAAAUCUGGAGUGGAUAUAGUCAUAGGAACUCCUGGUCGUAUGAAAGACCUUAUUGAAAUGGGUGUUUGCUGUCUUAAUGAGGUUUCGUUUGUGGUUCUAGAUGAAGCAGAUAAGAUGCUGGAUUUGGGUUUCGAACCUGAAGUCAGGGCAAUUUUGAGCCAAACAUCAUCUGGAUGGGAUAACGUUUGGCAGCUCCACCUAUCGAUGCUACCAAAGAAAAGGGGACUCUUUGCCAGGUCGUCUUCGUUCCAAGGACACCAGCAGAGACGCGCUCCAGAUCUCGCCCGUACGUCCAUGAACCUGGCGGGCGAGUGA